AUCAAAGAGACAUAUUAGGUGGAAAACCGAUUACAGACAUCAAAAUCUUUCCACUAGCACAUCUGUUACAAAUCAACGUUUCACGGCCAUUCUAUGUUUCGGAUAGUCGAUCCACCCCCUGAUUUCAGGCAAAACGCCAGCGAGUGGAUCUAUAAGAUGUUAUUUCUUUGGUCGAGGGAGCCAACUCCGAAUCCCAGAGCUGGUCCGUGGUUUGCCUGGUUUGCAACAGCUGUCCUGUUGUGGCGUUGUCGACGUCGCAUCACCAAAGCGAUUUUAGCGAUCUCGCCAUUGAAAUUGCUAAAGAGACGAACCGCCGGUCUAGCAAUCAAUCAGAAAAUAAUUCUGAAGCAACAGAAAAGACACAGUCUGGCUCAAUUACACAAACAUAAGACUGUCGGCAUACGACGGGCAAAGCGACUAUGCACCGGCGAUGGCCCGCACGUAUCUGGCAGCAUGUCCAUGAUUCCUCAGAUUCACUACAGAGUUACUAGAAGCGGCAGGAUUUAUGGAAAAUAUCCAAACAAGACCGCCAUUCCAAAUGGUAGCAUUUAAAGAAGCCACUGAUGUAUUGCGCUAAGAUUAUUGAACUCUUGACUUACUAUCUUUGUUCCUGUAAAAAUUUUGUGAUUGUCAUUGUCGUACUGUAUGUCGUCAACGUAAUUUCAUACUUCCUAGAAAAAGAAUUAAUCGUUUAAAUAUACCAUAUACUUAUAUCCCUUUUCUUAACUUAAAUUCAUUUAAAAGACGUGUUGUCCUUUUAUAUAUUGUCUGCACAAGUCUAAAAAUAAUAUAUA
Messenger RNA from Pogonomyrmex barbatus (red harvester ant), 794 nucleotides. RefSeq lists its product as uncharacterized. Lineage: Eukaryota; Metazoa; Arthropoda; Insecta; Hymenoptera; Formicidae. The record is from RefSeq and is a predicted model, not a curated record.